AUGUCUGCCUUUGCCCCCUCGACGCUCAACCCGCGCAUCCAGCAUGUCCAGUACGCCGUCCGGGGUGAAAUCGCCAUAAAGGCAGAGAAAUACAGAGAGCAGCUCAAGAAUCCAAACCAUGGUCUCCCGUUUGACCGAGUGAUCACGGCAAACAUUGGAAAUCCCCAGCAGAAGGGCUUGGACCAGCCCCCCCUGACGUUUGGAAGACAGGUCGCCGCCCUGCUCGAAUAUCCCCCACUCAUGGAUAGCGGCAAGGAUCUGUUCCCAAAGGAUGUAGUCGCGCGUGCUCGUGAGCUCUAUGGAGAAAUAGGCUCAAUUGGCGCGUAUACGCACUCUCAAGGAGUCCCCUUUAUCCGUAAAAAUGUCGCAAAGUUUAUCGAAAAACGAGAUGGCUACCCGUCCAACCCCGACCACAUCUUCCUCACUGCCGGGGCCUCUUCCGGUGUCAAUCUCCUCAUCAACUUUCUCGUUUCAGACGACAAGUCUGGAAUCCUGAUUCCAAUCCCUCAGUAUCCUCUCUACACUGCAACCCUUGCGCAAUACGGUGGCGUGCCUUUACCGUAUUAUCUUGACGAGACAGAACGCGGCUGGGGAACCAAUACGGCAGAAGUGGAGAGAGCAAUCACAAAGGCAAUCGAGGAAGGUAUCACCCCAAAGGCCCUCGCCAUCAUUAACCCCGGCAAUCCUGUCGGUUCCGUCCUCACUUAUCAGGAGCAGGAGUCUCUUGUUCAACUUUGUGAAAAGUACAACGUUGUACUCCUCGCAGACGAGGUCUACCAGUCCAAUAUUCACACGCGCGACAGCCAUUCCUUUACCUCGUUCAAAAAGGUAGUUCGCGAUCUCAAGUCGGACGUACCGCUCGUCUCUUUCCAUUCAAUUUCCAAGGGCGUCACAGGUGAAUGCGGUCGACGAGGUGCAUACUUUGAGUGCACAAACGUACCCGAGGAGACGGUGGCUCUCCUAUACAAGAUGGUCAGCGUCGGCCUCUGUCCUGCCGUUGGUGGCCAGGUCGGUGUUGACUGCAUGAUACGCCCUCCUGUCGAGGGAGAGGAGAGCUACCCACUUUGGAAGGAAGAAACAGACCGCAUUCAUAAAGCACUCGCGGAGCGCACAGUCUUAAUGGCGUCCCGCCUAAAUGCCCUUCCGGGCAUGUCAUGUGCUCCUUCCCCGGGUGCACUAUACCUGUUCCCUCGUCUUCACCUUCCAGAGCGUGCCAUUCAGGCGGCAAAGGAGGCCGGGCGCACACCCGACAAUUUCUACGCCAUCAAUCUCUUGGAUCAGACGGGUAUCUGCGUCGUGAGUGGCGAUGGAUUCGGCCAGAGAACAGGAGAGGCCCAUUUCCGUCUGACUUGCCUUUGCGCUGGUGUCGAGGAGUACGUUGACAAGCUCGAGAAAUUCCAUCGCCAGUUCAUGGAGAAGUACCAAUAG
Messenger RNA from Serendipita indica DSM 11827, 1428 nucleotides. Lineage: Eukaryota; Fungi; Basidiomycota; Agaricomycetes; Sebacinales; Serendipitaceae. The record is from the annotation of a GenBank genome assembly.